Messenger RNA from Emericellopsis atlantica, 1725 nucleotides. RefSeq lists its product as uncharacterized. The record is from RefSeq and is a predicted model, not a curated record. The coding region runs from base 1 to 1725 and encodes 574 amino acids. Lineage: Eukaryota; Fungi; Ascomycota; Sordariomycetes; Hypocreales; Bionectriaceae. The transcript has 2 exons.
AUGAAGCGCCACUGGAAACCCUCACCCUCAGCGGACGCUGACCCUCAGGCCAACCUCAGCGGCAGCCGCCGGAAGCAAAACCCUGCACGCGUCAAGUCAGGCUCGAUACGUGGUCGUAUCUCCGGUCCGAUCCCUAUUCCAAGCCCAAUGGACCCCGACUAUCACGAGCAGUACCAGGCGCGAAGUCUGAGCACGGCGGAAAUCGUUCACCCCACGCCCAUCCGCACGCCACUGACCCCCGAGCCUGAUAACUUCUACGGCCCGGACGGUGAUGACGGCCCCAAGCGACAAAAGACACCUUCACCACAGUCUCAGCGACAGCAAGAUUACUUCAAGGGCGCAACCGCACCCGCUGCCAGCAAUGGCGAUGAUGGCUCGCACCAAGAUGCCAGCAGGUCAGGGACCGCAACGGCACCCAGGACGUCAACAUUUAGCCCGAACACGCCCUCGAACGCGGGCAGCAAGGAUCCAGCACCGCAGAAGAAGUCGGGGUUCCGACAUACGGUGGGGAGCAUAGGAAGAUUGCUCGGCCUGCGGAAGAAGAAACGGACGCACAGCCAGGCUAUUGUUCGUACACCGGAGAGUGGACACAAGUCGCAUUCCACAAUGCGCACGCCGGAUUAUUCCGAGAAGAAAGAGGAGGGCCCAGUUCCAGAUCUGAGGCCGCACACGGAGCACAAGCGCUCGGCGUCACUGCCGCAGAGCAUGGCGCAUCACAGCCCACGGCUCGAGGAUCGCCCCGACAGCGCUAGGCACUCCCUCAGGCAGGAGUUUAGCUUCUCCCGAAAGUAUACGGACGUCUUCAGCAAACCAGUGGGAGGCUAUGGAAAGCUAGAUGAACCACUGGGACUGUCCCCCCGGCCAGCCAGCGUGCACGGCCGAGGCUUCCGGCAAAAAGAAGCACUUGGACAGGACCCUUGGUACCAAAACACAAACACAGACGACAUUGGCAGGGCGAUCACGACAAAGGAAACGUAUGGCCUGAAACGGCGCUCCAGGAGCCUGUCUGCGUUGGGCACGUCAGGCGACCAUGUCGUCGAAGGGCCUCCCCUCAGUGCAGGGUUCUCGUUCCGGCGAGGAAGCGUAGAUGCCGAUGUCAAGUCGCUGGCGUCGUCCGCACCGCCCAAGCCCGAGUUGCGGGCGGAAGUCGAGGUGGACGAGCAGGGCAACGUGCUGAUCGCGGUGCCCGACUCGCCCUUGAAGCCGUUUGACUUUGAUGUGGACGCAAUGAAGAAGCCACAGGGCCUCAGCAUCACGGAGUUUGCCAGCUUCGACCCCAGAAUCACGGCUCUGGAGACGCACGUGGAGGAGAUGCGGAAGGAGUUGGACACACUGAGAUCCGAGCGAGAGGGGGCUGGAUCUGACAGCAGGCGAGAUACGUUGAUAUCACCUGGGACGAACCACGAGAACACCAACGGGCACGGGCUUACGUUAAGCUCCUGGUUCUCCAAAUCGUCUUCGGAUGCGCCAGAUCGCGAGUCUGCCAUCUACACCCCAUCGGCCCGUGAUGGCCUGGCCGCCCCGCAGCAGGACGCGAGGCAGAAAGUGGCGGAGGAGCAUACUACUGCUAGUCUCCUGCACCGGCUGGAAGCUGAGAUACGGGCUCGCCAAGCUCUCGAGGAGAAAGUGGCGAGACUGGAGGCGCAAUUCGACAUGCUCGUGGCGGCCAGCGGCAAUGACCUCGCCGUAUCGACGAGGGCAGCAGCAAUUGGGAAUGCAGGCUAG